Molecule: messenger RNA, 702 nt
Organism: Vidua chalybeata
Lineage: Eukaryota; Metazoa; Chordata; Aves; Passeriformes; Viduidae
Exons: 2
Coding region: 1-612 (203 amino acids)
Source: RefSeq, a predicted model, not a curated record
AUGUCAGGAAAUAGCCAGAGACCCGAGACAGAGGUGAACUGUGGUGCACAGUCCUUGGUGGUCACUGAGAACAUUGCACUCUGCAGCCAUAGAACACAAAACCCUUUAUGGAGGAAGUCACGUUUGCUUUCUUACAGGCACACGGGCAGUGCCAGGAAGAGUCUGAGAGUUCUUCCUUCAGCACAGAUCCCCUUUCUCAGCGUCUCCGCUGACUGGGACGAUGCCUUGGGGAAGCCACUGGGAGCAGAGGGAGCUGCGCACGCUGCUGCAGACACGCGUGGGGACGGCGACGGCCACGCAGACCGUGUCGCAGAGGUUACGUGGUGUGACAGCCGUGUGUGUGUGUGUGUGUGUGUGUCGCUCUCCGCCCUCGCGUCUCGUAUAGCCCGGCAUGCGAACUUCCCGGCGCUGAGCCCGGAGCGCCGCCUUUGCUCCGGAACGAGCAGCAGCGAUGUCACCGCCUGGGACAAAGAGUUUGUGCCCCGACCUGAGCGCGACGGGCGCUUAACCCCUUCCUCCCUAGGAACCACGGCGCCAGGCUUUGCCUGGGACCACGGAAAACUCCCAGACAGCAAAGCCUCCACCUCCAGAGGCCGUCCCGAGCUUUGGUGAACUCCAGCGAGGCAGAGCGGGCUCGGGCUGCCCUUCCCCGAGGGUUCCCCACUUACUGCGCUGUGUGCGGAAGCAGGGCUGGCCCCAGGC